GUUGAAGAAGAGGACGUGGAGUCGUCUGCAUUCGGUAAGCAUUAUGUCCCAGAAGACGACGUUUUUGUAUCCCCCGACUGGACUCCCCACGAGGAAAAAUACCUGCCUUGUUUGGACAGAAGAUGUGUCUGUCCGUACUUCAACGGAACUAUUAACAAGGACGACUGCGUCCUUUCGGAUGGGAAAAUCUUAGGAAAAGCGCAUCGUCAGGAAAUUCGAACUCUGGACGACGAGAAAAGGAAGCAGUUUGAGAAGGCUCUCAACUGGAUGAAGGUGAGUGGCCUGUACAACAGAAUCGCUCGGGUCCACAAGUACUCGGGAGUCCAUUCAGGACCUGCGUUCACUCUUUGGCAUCGGGAAUAUCUGAAAAGGUUUGAGCUUGUGAUCAGGCACUACCUACCUGAUCCCAAUAUGGGUGUUCCUUAUUGGGACAGCACACUUGACGCCGAACUUCCCGAACCAUCGGAUUCUAUGAUUUUCACCGACACGUUCUUGGGCGAAGCCAAUGACGAUGGCUUCGUGGUAACAGGGCCAUAUGCGAACUGGACCACAAUGGAGGGACGUGCGAGCAUCCUUCGCGAGAUUGCAUUGAAUGAAGCCGGUGAGCUGCUGAACAACGCCCGUGUCGACUGGAUUGUGAACAAUCCCGAUAUCAAUAUGGUGCUCGGGGCAACAAUGCCGCUCACGACCUGCCCGAUCGAUUUAUCGCUGGACUCAAGGAUGCUUGAAUAUUCGCACGACUAUGUGCAUUUCUACAUCGGAGGUGACAUGGGAAAGUCACAUUCCUCAUCCAAUGAUGUCGUCUUCCUCUAUCAUCACUCAAUGAUCGAUUUAAUCUUCGAAGGGUGGAGGCAGAAAAUGCAGAGCCGGACUGAACGCGAGAGGGAUUACCCGCCAAGUGAUGAACGAUGCUUCCCACCGUGGCACAAUAUUGACAGCAUCAUGCCAAUGCUUCACCCGUUGACCAAUCGUGAAGCGCUUUCUAAUGGCUACACAGACGAGAUGUACGAAUUCGCUCCAAGACCCACCUGCACGCGAACUCGUCCGAACUGCGGAUCCAAGUAA
Messenger RNA from Ostertagia ostertagi, 1065 nucleotides. NCBI's taxonomy places the organism in Eukaryota, Metazoa, Nematoda, Chromadorea, Rhabditida, Trichostrongylidae. The record is from the annotation of a GenBank genome assembly.